UUCCAUUUGCCUGUACCAGCUUCUGGCAAAGAGAAGAAUUGGCAAUAAACGUUCUGACCAAGGCAGGAGUGAAUUGCGUCCUGGAUUCGGGCGAAGGCAUUCAAAGCCAUUCCGGGAAGAAUGGGAAGCAGGAGCUGCUGCAACUGGAAUUCUCUUGCUACAAUUCACGCCUACAGUGACUUCUGUUGCCCCUUUAAGCUUUUGCUUUAAUAUCACCUUGGAGAUUCUUAAGAAGUGAAAUAUUGAAGAAAGUCUGUGAUCUUCUUUAUGCUUUUAACCAUGUGUAGACAGGAAGAUCCCAUGAAACUGGUCGCUUGGAUAUGGAUGGUCUCCUGCAACAAGAUGAUAGGGGUCCUGCUUGUCUUUUUUCCUGCUAUCCUCUUGGAGAUGGACUUUCUCCCCAGGAAUACGGGCAGAAAGGUUUUGAUUUCAACCGCUUCUUCCCAGAGAUCAGUAGCCAGAAUGGAUGGGGAUGUCAUUAUAGGAGCCCUCUUUUCAGUCCAUCACCAACCCCCAGCUGAGAAGGUACCAGAAAGGAAGUGUGGUGAGAUCCGAGAACAAUAUGGCAUCCAGAGAGUUGAGGCCAUGUUUCACACUUUGGAUAAGAUAAAUGCAGAUCCAUUUCUGCUGCCCAACAUCACUCUAGGCAGUGAAAUUCGAGAUUCCUGCUGGCAUUCUUCAGUAGCCUUGGAACAGAGUAUUGAAUUCAUAAGGGAUUCUUUGAUCUCUAUCCGAGAUGAAAAAGAUGCCCUGGGUCGUUGCCUGCCAGAUCCUUUAUAUCACCCCAAUAUCAGGGCUAAAAAACCCAUUGCUGGUGUCAUUGGUCCAGGUUCGAGUUCUGUAGCCAUCCAAGUGCAAAAUCUGCUUCAACUUUUUGAUAUUCCUCAGAUUGCUUAUUCUGCAACCAGUAUUGAUCUGAGUGACAAAACUUUGUACAAAUAUUUCUUGAGGGUGGUUCCAUCUGAUAUCCUGCAAGCUAGAGCCAUGCUUGACAUCGUCAAGCGUUACAACUGGACAUAUGUAUCUGCUGUGCAUACUGAAGGAAACUAUGGAGAAAGUGGCAUGGAAGCUUUCAAGGAACUGGCUGCACAGGAAGGCCUUUGUAUUGCUCAUUCAGAUAAGAUCUACAGCAAUGCAGGAGAAAAAAACUUUGAGAAGCUGUUACAGAAGCUCCGGGACAGGUUGCCAAAGGCCAGAGUUGUGGUUUGUUUCUGCGAAGGAAUGACUGUCAGGGGAAUCCUCAUGGCUAUGAGACGCUUGGGAGUUCUUAGAGAGCUUCUACUGAUUGGGAGUGAUGGAUGGGCAGAUAGAGAUGAAGUCAUUGAAGGUUAUGAAGCUGAAGCAAGUGGAGGCAUCACAAUUAAGCUGCAGUCUCCAGAAGUCUUAUCGUUUGAUGAUUACUUUUUGAAAAUAAGACUGGAGACCAACAAAAGAAAUCCUUGGUUCCCUGAGUUUUGGCAACAUCGUUUCCAAUGCCGCCUGCCAGGUCAUCCUUUAGAGAAUCCCAACUUUCAAAAGAAUUGCACUGGCAAUGAAAGCUUAGAAGAAAAUUAUGUCCAAGACAGUAAAAUGGGAUUUGUUAUCAAUGCAAUCUAUGCUAUGGCUCAUGGCUUACAAAGCAUGCAUCAUGCCCUUUGCCAGGGCCAGAUUGGACUGUGCGAUGCUAUGAAGCCAAUUGAUGGAAGCAAACUUUUGGAAUUUCUCCUAAAUUCAUCAUUCACUGGAGUCUCCGGAGAAGAAGUGCGGAUUGAUGAAAAUGGAGACGCUCCUGGAAGAUAUGACAUCAUGAACCUGCAACACAUAGAAGCUAACCAUUAUGAUUAUGUCCACAUCGGGACUUGGCAUCAAGGAGUCUUGAAUAUCGAUGAUAACCGAAUUCAAAUGAACAAAACUGAAAUGGUCCGGUCUGUAUGUAGUGAUCCGUGUUUGAAAGGUCAAAUUAAGGUUAUAAGGAAGGGAGAAGUGAGCUGCUGCUGGAUUUGUACAGCUUGCAAGGAGAAUGAAUUUGUGCAAGAUGAGUUCACAUGCAAAGCCUGUGAACUGGGAUGGUGGCCUAAUGAUGAGCUGACAGGCUGCAAACCUAUCCCUGUAAAGUAUCUGCAGUGGAGUGACAUAGAGUCCAUUGUAGCUGUGGUCUUCUCUUGCCUGGGCAUCCUCGUCACCAUGUUUGUUACCCUUAUCUUUGCACUGUACAAGGACACCCCUGUCGUCAAAUCCUCUAGCCGGGAGCUGUGCUACAUAAUACUUGCGGGGAUCUUCCUUGGUUAUAUAUGCCCUUUCACCCUCCUUGCUAAGCCCACUGUCGCCUCGUGCUACCUCCAGCGUCUUCUGGUGGGACUUUCCGCUGCCAUGUGCUAUUCUGCCCUUGUAACAAAAACUAACCGCAUUGCACGCAUUCUGGCAGGGAGCAAGAAAAAAAUUUGCACCCGCAAACCACGCUUCAUGAGUGCUUGGGCCCAAGUGGUCAUUGCCUCCAUUUUGAUCAGCGUACAGCUGACAUUGGUUAUUACACUGGUCAUCAUGGAACCCCCUUUCCCCAUCCUUUCCUACCCCAGUAUCAAGGAAGUCUUUCUGAUCUGCAACACCAGCAACUUAGGUGUGGUUGCCCCAGUGGGCUACAAUGGACUCCUCAUCAUGAGUUGCACUUACUAUGCUUUCAAAACUCGCAACGUGCCCGCCAAUUUCAAUGAAGCUAAGUAUAUUGCCUUCACUAUGUACACAACCUGUAUCAUCUGGCUUGCCUUUGUACCUAUAUACUUUGGGAGCAACUACAAGAUCAUUACAACUUGCUUUGCCGUGAGCCUGAGUGUGACAGUUGCCUUGGGGUGCAUGUUCACUCCCAAGAUGUAUAUCAUCAUUGCAAAGCCCGAAAGAAAUGUCCGCAGUGCCUUCACCACUUCAGAUGUGGUGCGUAUGCAUGUCGGGGAUGGCAAGACACCUUGUAGGUCCAACACUUUCCUCAGCAUAUUCCGGAGAAAGAAGCCAGGCGCUGGAAACCCAAAUUCUAAUGGCAAGUCUGUGUCAUGGUCUGAACCAGGUGGAAGAGAAAUUCCCAAGGGACAACAUAUGUGGCACAGGCUCUCAGUGCAUGUGAAGAAUAAGGAGCUAGGAUGCAAUCAGACAGCAGUUAUCAAGCCCCUAACUAAAAGUUAUCCAGGUCCAAGCAAGAGCCUCACUUUUUCGGACAUCAGCAGUAAGACUUUGUACAAUGUUGUGGAGGAGGAAGGAAGUGAGUCAGUGCACUUCAGCCAAAUGAGUAGUCCUUCCAUGGUUGUACACAGAAGAGUGAUGGUGAUGCCUCCCCUACAGGCAGCAGCAGAAGACAUACAGAGUCCCAAAGUCUUGCCACCCCCACCACCGCCUCCACCACCGCGAUCCAUUAUGGACCAGCUGCAGGGUGUGGUCAACCAAUUUGCCACUGGCAUCCCUGAUUUCAAUGCGGUAAUGCCCGUGUCUGGUGCAGGAAAUGGACUGAGGCCCAUAUAUCAUCCUCCAGCAAUGCAGCCACAGAUAUUGCCACUACAAAUGGGCACUUUCAUUAAAGAGCCGGUUUCACUCCCAUCUGAAGAAAAAGAAGAGGAGGAGGGAGAAGAAGAGGAGGAAGAAGAGGAGGAGGAAGAAGAAGAAAAUGAAAAGUUUAAGCUUAUCCAAGAUUAUGUGUAUGAGAGACCAGGAAAUUUAGAGGAGGAGGAAGAGGAAGAAGAGGAGCAGGCUACCAGCAAACUGACUCUAGAAGAUUCACCAGCACUGACACCUCCAUCUCCUUUUCGAGAUUCAGUGGCUUCAGGCAGUUCUGUGCCCAGUUCUCCUGUGUCUGAAUCAGUGCUUUGCAUACCUCCCAAUGCAACUUACACCUCCGUUGUUUUGAGGGAUUACAAGCAAAGCUCAUCCACUUUGUAGAACAGAAGCUACUCUGGUGAAAGCAAGUAGAUUAUGUCUUCUCUCUGAGCUUUAAUUGGACAGGGGGAAAUAGCACAAGCCCCUGGGGCAAGUGAAGGCCAAUGAGCAUGGUGUAUAGGGUGGGGCAAAAAAUUAUAUCCUGCACUAAAUCCAUUAGAGGGCUCCAGUUCUUUACCUGUUGUGUGUGUGGUUUUGUUUUGUUUUGUUUUUUAAAAAAGGAAAUUAUUAUGUUCAAGAGUAGUGUGUUCUGAGAAGAUCAUUGGAAUUCUGACAAAGCACAAAUCCCAUAUACAACUUCUAUAGCAAAAAGAAAGUGUAACAGUAACACACAGUGUUCUUCAACACACAGUCACAUCAUAUACUCUCUUGACAACACUUGAAUAUGACUCUGCAUGCUAAAGUUAGAGGAGAAUCAUGUUGUGUCUCCAGGAUGUGAACCACCAUUGAAUGCAGCAGACUGUAUUGUAAUGCAGCAACAUUUGCUUGAAAGGAGAAAAUAUAUUUUGCUAAACCUUUUUUAGGUGGAAACAUAGUAAGAAAUCUCCUGAAAUUUAUGUUGGGGAUGCCACUUAGCAUGUUAGCAUAUAGCUCAUGAAGAACAUUUAGAAAAACUGAUUUAGCGUUCCCCCCUCCCCUUGUAUACUAAUUUGGAGUGAAGAAUAAGAAAGUUAUAGAAAAAUGUAUUGAUACAAUCAAGUCCAAAAUCCCUGCAGUUUUGAAAUAUUUGAUUUGCCAUUGUGGUAGAAGACUGCAAGCCAGGUGACUGUACUGUUAACUCUACAUUCCCUGUAGCAAAACAAUAUUUAUUGACUCAACUUUAAUAAUCCAAUGAGAUUGCCAUGUAAUUACAUUGUUUGUUUGUGUUACUAUGGAAACAACUACAUAUAAAAUAAUUAUAUAUUUUCAGCAACAAUUACUACUUUAAGCAAAAACUUGUUCUUAAUAGCAGUUCAUUAGAUUCAUAGUAGAUGCAAGAGAAUGAAUGUUCUGUCUUUGUGUGUGUGCGCGCGUAUGUUUGUGUAUCUAUGUAACUGUAUACAACAUGUGAUGUGUAAAAUCUAAUAACUGCCAUGGAGGAUUGUCCUAGAAAUAUACUAUGAAUAUUUUUAUGUAUCAACCAUGUUUUAUAUUGCAUUAUUUAAAAAUAUAUUAUAAACCUUUGAAGAUUUGUAUGUUGUGCUGAAACAUUUUUAAAGAGCUAAGCUGCCCCUUAUAACAGGGUGUUUGAUUUUGCUGAUAUAUUUGCCAUGUGGAAUUAUGCUGUUGAAAAUAAUCAGUGCUCCAAUAAGUUGUUAUUUCAUGUGAUUUAAGAAAUGUGAUUAAUAAAGAAUGCAUUUCUUUUGGAAAUUUUGCACAUGGCAGUAUUAAACCUUAAACAGAACCUUCAGAAAAAUAUUUAAACCUUGUUUAGCUUCCUAUGGAAAACUAAAAUUUAUAUUUUUCCAUAGUAAAUACAUAUAUAUUUCUUUCCUGCUUUAGCAAAACCCAUGUACCUGACACCAUCCUCUAUUGUUAUUUUUCUACUUCUGCUCUGUAGAUUUCCUCCAGUUUCAGGAUAUUCCCCUACCUUCUCCAGAUUUAUUUUCUAAUAAUAAUGAUGCUUUGAUUAGAUUUGUGCCCACUGUUUCUUUCUUAUCUUCUUUCUUAUUUUUGUCAUCUAAGAAAAGUAGAGUUAAACUAAAAUCAGAAUCCAGACACAGGGAGAAUUUGGAAAACCAUAAAGUUGCACCUAGGUGAAUCUGAGUAGAAGGAUAAUUGCAAGAUAAAUGUUUCUUCUUUUCUGUUAUAUAUCUUUUUAAAAAUCAUUCCUCUGGACACCAGUGUUGCAAUAAUCAGGCUUGUAAAAUUCUACUAUUAUAGCCAGUCUCAAUAAGUUUUGGCCUUCCUGUAGGACUGAUUCUUAAUCUGGUCUACCUAGUGGGGCUGACACCAACCUUGCAAAUCUAAGUCUUAUAUUUGAUCCUCAUUUUUAUAGUUCAGUGAAUUAGGAAGUAUCUGAGAUUUCCAAACAUUUGCUAGACCUUCAUCAAAGUAAUCUUUUUUAGUCUCUACACAUAUUGCUCUGACUUGCUUUUUUAGGACUUACUCCAUUCCCCCAGUAGAACAUCAACUGUUCCUCAUGUAUCUUUCUGAAGCACCCUAAACCUCAGAAGCAAUCAUUCCUGUAAUCUAAAGACAGCUUUGCAGCAAUGGCUUUAUGCCUGGAAAAAAAAAUCUGGAAAAUAUCUGAGGCAGAUAUAAAAUUGACUCAGAGGUAUACUAGCAGGAAUCAAGCUGUGUAUGUCUCUCAAACACAACUUACUCUUUGGGUUAUCUAAAGCUUCUGUGUCUCUCCACACCAAAGUUGCACACAAGUUCCUUUUUUCAGAGAGGGCAAAAGGUUCUUGGAAAAAUAUAUUCCAUCAAAAGCAAGUGGAUUUUUCAUGUUUGUAAUGGUUGUGAGAAUUUGAUUUACUGCCCGACUAUUAUGGGAUACUUUAUAGCUUAUUGUAAAAACUUGACCAUAAAAUAUAAUGUUGUACAUAGAAAAAAAACAUAAUAAUCAAAGCCAGUUCAAAGAUAAGACAUUUACCUUAUUUUUAUUUAUAUCACAUAUCUUAAGUUACAACUCUAAUAUUCCAGAAAUGGUACUUUAUGCAUAAGAGAAGCAAUUUAUAUAGUCUUUUGUCAUGCAAUUCAAUAAAAAUCAAUUCAAAAAUAGGUGAAGACAACAAGGCAGCUUUGACCACACAUUAAUUAACAUUUUCACAUUUACUGAACUAAGUUCAUUUUUAUUCUGAAAUUUAGCAACUAAUUAUAAAUGGGCAAGAACCAAAGUUAUGCAAGCAAAUAUGCAACAGAAUUUUUAAUUCUGCCUCUCCUAUGGGGCCCCAUAUCUUUCUAAAUUGUAUCCCAUAAGAUCUCCAAUUUUUCUGAAGCACAGUGUGCUAGACAAAGUGAAGUACAGUGCAAGACAUUAGGAAUACAGGGGAACAUUCCAUUAAUAUUGGCUACAUUAGCUAAAUUAUGUGAAUUUCAGUACCCACUGCAUACAUACAUACAUACAUACAUACAUACAUACAUACAUACAUACAUACAUACAUACCUAGUUAUUCUGGAAGCAAACCAAAUCAGCUACUAAAAUUGUUGGAAUUUCAUCUGAGAGCUCAUCUGAGAGAACAUUCUAGAUGUCUUGUCAAAAGAUUUCUGUGAUUUUUAAAUAAUAAAAUAGGGAAUCAUCUGGUACUGCCUGAGAACUAAAAUGAACUUGAGAAACAAAAAAAAUAUCUCUCUGCAGUAUAGAAUAGUAGAAUAUAAUUUUCUUUAGCCAAGUUGAUUCUACAAUGUUGAUCUGAACUGGAACAUCAUUUGAAAGUGGAUGAUACUGUAUUUUUCCCAUUUCUAAUGUAACAAGAUCAACAAAGCACACACAAAAAAAUCAGUAUGUCAUACAGCUUCUAUGCUAAUUAGAGAUCGCAAUUUGUAUUCUGUUCUGGUGAAUCUAUAAGCACUAAUUUUACAAAAAUAACAUUUAAUUAAUGCUUCAUAUAUUAGCUUUUAAUUUGUAACAACUGGGAACUGAAUACCUAGCUACUGGAUACAACUGUCUCUCUGAAGGGCAAGAUCUCACAAAAUAUGUCAUUGCACAAAUUUCUGAGAUAUCUGUAAAAGUUUUCUUU
Crotalus tigris (Tiger rattlesnake) is the source of this 7559-nucleotide messenger RNA. It is a transcript of the gene GRM1, whose product is annotated as glutamate metabotropic receptor 1. Gene Ontology annotation, cellular component: postsynaptic density membrane. Gene Ontology annotation, molecular function: G protein-coupled receptor activity involved in regulation of postsynaptic membrane potential; adenylate cyclase inhibiting G protein-coupled glutamate receptor activity. Gene Ontology annotation, biological process: G protein-coupled glutamate receptor signaling pathway; regulation of synaptic transmission, glutamatergic. The transcript has 10 exons. NCBI's taxonomy places the organism in Eukaryota, Metazoa, Chordata, Lepidosauria, Squamata, Viperidae. Bases 268 to 3900 code for a protein of 1210 amino acids. The record is from RefSeq and is a predicted model, not a curated record.